Molecule: messenger RNA, 1596 nt
Organism: Elephantulus edwardii (Cape elephant shrew)
Lineage: Eukaryota; Metazoa; Chordata; Mammalia; Macroscelidea; Macroscelididae
Gene: SPOCK2
Product: sparc/osteonectin, cwcv and kazal-like domains proteoglycan (testican) 2
Exons: 12
Coding region: 322-1596 (424 amino acids)
Molecular function (GO): calcium ion binding; protein binding
Source: RefSeq, a predicted model, not a curated record
AGUUGUUAUAUGGCUUUUGUCUUAAGGAAACCACCCAUUACAGUAUGAUGAUGUCAAACGUGAUGCUGAUGCUACAGUUACAGACACAGCCCCUGCUGGCGCAGCCUCUCUGAUUUCCUCUCGCUCUCCGCGUCCAGCGCUGGGCUGUUACAGACAAGUGCAUCUCCUAACCAGGUCACAUUUCAUCCCGGACCUCCUUUCCGUCUCUCCCCGGAGUCAGACCGCAGGAGGAGGGCAGAGGGAGCGCUGCCCGCCGCCGAGGGGGAGGAAGACGUCCACACACUGCAGAAGCCGCGCACCCCAGACCCAGACGGAACCACGAUGCGCGCCCCGAGCUGCGGUCGGCUGGCGCUGCCCUUGCUGCUCCUCGCCGCGGCCGCCCUGGCCGAAGGCGACGCCAAGGGGCUUAAGGAGGGCGAGACCCCCGGCAAUUUCAUGGAGGAUGAGCAAUGGCUGUCGUCCAUCUCGCAGUACAGCGGCAAGAUCAAGCACUGGAACCGCUUCCGAGACGAGGUAGAGGAUGACUACAUCAAGAGCUGGGAGGACAAUCAGCAGGGAGAUGAAGCCCUGGACACAACGAAAGAUCCCUGCCAGAAGGUGAAAUGCAGCCGCCACAAAGUGUGCAUCGCGCAGGGCUACCAGCGGGCCAUGUGCAUCAGCCGCAAGAAGUUGGAGCACAGGAUCAAGCAGCCUACUCUGAAACUCCACGGGAACAAAGACACUGUGUGCAAGCCCUGUCACAUGGCCCAGCUCGCCUCUGUCUGCGGCUCCGAUGGUCACACUUACAGCUCAGUGUGUAAGUUGGAGCAGCAGGCAUGCCUGAGCAACAAGCAGCUUGCGGUGCGAUGCCAGGGUCCCUGCCCCUGCCCUACAGAGCAGCCCACCACCUCUGCCAGUGACGACAAAGCAGAGACCUGCACGGGCCAGGACCUGGCAGACUUGGGAGAUCGGCUGCGGGACUGGUUCCAGCUCCUUCAUGAGAACUCCAAGCAGAACGGCUCCACAGGCAGCGGAGUCAGUGCCAGCACCGGGCUGGACAAGAGUCUGGGGGCCAGCUGCAAGGACUCCAUUGGCUGGAUGUUCUCCAAGCUGGACACCAGCUCUGACCUCUUCCUGGACCAGACGGAACUGGCUGCCAUCAACCUGGACAAGUACGAGGUCUGCAUCCGCCCCUUCUUCAACUCCUGCGACACCUACAAGGAUGGCCGGGUCUCCACUGCCGAGUGGUGCUUCUGCUUCUGGAGGGAGAAGCCCCCCUGCCUGGCGGAGCUGGAGCGAAUUCAGAUCCAGGAGGCCGCCAAGAAAAAGCCAGGCAUCUUCAUCCCGAGCUGCGAUGAGGACGGCUACUAUAGGAAGAUGCAGUGUGACCAGAGUAGCGGUGACUGCUGGUGCGUGGACCAGCUGGGCCUGGAGCUGACCGGCAGCCGCACGCAUGGGAGUCCUGACUGCGAUGACAUUGUGGGCUUCUCAGGAGACUUCGGGAGUGGUGUUGGCUGGGAGGACGAGGAGGAGAAGGACACGGAGGAGGCCGGCGAGGAAGCUGAGGAGGAGGAAGGGGAGGCAGCCGAGGCCGAUGAUGGAGGCUACAUCUGGUAG